Messenger RNA from Rhinocladiella mackenziei CBS 650.93, 978 nucleotides. RefSeq lists its product as uncharacterized. NCBI's taxonomy places the organism in Eukaryota, Fungi, Ascomycota, Eurotiomycetes, Chaetothyriales, Herpotrichiellaceae. The transcript has a single exon. The record is from RefSeq and is a predicted model, not a curated record. Bases 1 to 978 code for a protein of 325 amino acids. Gene Ontology annotation, molecular function: 4-hydroxy-tetrahydrodipicolinate synthase activity.
AUGGGUUCCAUUCCUGCCGCAGGCUCGUCAUCACACCCUCAUCCAGUACCCUCCCCGGGCGUCUAUUGCCCAGCAGUCACCUUCUUCGAUCCCUCCACAGACACGCUGUGUCCCACCGAACAAGGCCAAUACUAUUCAUAUCUGGCGAGUUCAGGCUUAACAGGCUUGGUGAUCCUGGGCACAAAUGCAGAGACCUUCCUCCUUACACGAGACGAACGCGCGACCCUCCUACGAAUCGCACGCAAGUCCGUUCCCGAGAACUAUCCGAUCAUCGCUGGGGUGGGUGGCCAUUCUACAGCUCAGGUUCUCGAGUACAUUGCAGAUGCUCAUGCUGCUGGUGCAAACUACGUUCUCGUCCUCCCGUGUGCAUACUUUGGCAAACAAACCACACCGACGGUCGUCCACAACUUCUACUCGGCGGUGAGCAAGGCUUCGCCUUUACCUAUCCUCAUCUACAAUUUCCCCGCUGUUUGCAAUGGCCUUGACCUCGAUUCCGAUACCAUCGCUGCACUGGCCCAAGAGUACCCCAACAUCGUGGGAGUGAAGCUCACUUGUGGCUCGGUGGGCAAAAUCACUCGGCUGGCUGCCACAUUUCAGCCGGAGCGAUUCGCCGUGUUUGGCGGCCAGUCAGACUUCUUGGUGGGUGGGCUGGCUGCUGGCAGUGCGGGCUGUAUUGCUGCAUUUGCCAAUAUAUUCCCCAAGACAGUGGUCAAGAUCUUUGAUCUGUGGAAGAUGGGCAAACACGACCAGGCAUUGGCAUUGCAGAGGAUAUCUGCCCACGCGGAAAAUCCGACCAAGGCUGGCAUUGCCACGACGAAAUAUGCGGUCAGUCAGUACAGUGCUAAGAAAGCCAGUAUUCAAGGCAACCUGGAGGCUUUGUUACAGCCACGACGGCCUUAUGAAGAGCCGAGCGAAGCGGUUAAGCAGAAGAUCAGGGAAGUGAUGGUGCCGUUAGAUGAGGUUGAGAAGACACUUUGA